Messenger RNA from Pseudopodoces humilis (Tibetan ground-tit), 585 nucleotides. It is a transcript of the gene IL22, whose product is annotated as interleukin 22. NCBI's taxonomy places the organism in Eukaryota, Metazoa, Chordata, Aves, Passeriformes, Paridae. Gene Ontology annotation, cellular component: extracellular region. The record is from RefSeq and is a predicted model, not a curated record.
AUGGCCUCCCUGCAGACCUCGUCCAAGAGCUCCCCAGGAUGGGUUUUCUUCUGCUGCUGUUGCUGUCUCCCCCUUCUUCUCACCAGCUGUCUGCCCCUGAAAGGGGCUUCCACCACCCAUGAUGCCUGCAGGCUCAGGAAGGUCAACUUCCAGCAGCCCUACAUCAGGAAUCGCACCUACACCUUGGCUAAAAUGGCCAGUGCCUCAGACAAGGACACGGACAACAGACUGAUUGGGCAGCAGCUCUUUGUUAACAUCAGGGAAAACAACCGCUGCUACCUGAUGAAGAGGGCUGUGGAGUUUGUAGUAAAAGAUGUUCUCCUCACUGAAGUCAAGAACCAGUACCCUUAUGUUGAGGAGGUGGCACAGUUCUUGGCAUCCCUGACCUCAGAGCUGAGCACUUGUCAAUUCUCAGGAAAAAGAGAACACAUUGAAAAGAACCUGGAACAAAUGAAGAACAAAAUGGAACAGUUGGGAGAGAAUGGAAAGACUAAAGCCAUUGGAGAGCUGGAUUUACUGUUUGACUACCUGGAAAAUGCCUGUACUGAUGCCCCAAAGAAGGGAGGUAACAAGAAGAAAAACUGA